Messenger RNA from Scomber scombrus (Atlantic mackerel), 2265 nucleotides. Its product is annotated as ral guanine nucleotide dissociation stimulator-like 1. The transcript has 17 exons. NCBI's taxonomy places the organism in Eukaryota, Metazoa, Chordata, Actinopteri, Scombriformes, Scombridae. Gene Ontology annotation, cellular component: plasma membrane. The record is from RefSeq and is a predicted model, not a curated record. Gene Ontology annotation, molecular function: guanyl-nucleotide exchange factor activity. Bases 1 to 2265 code for a protein of 754 amino acids. Gene Ontology annotation, biological process: Ras protein signal transduction; positive regulation of GTPase activity.
AUGGGAAAAUGGGAGUUGACUAUGAACCCAGUGCAGGAAUGGGGUGAAGAGUGCGAGGAAGGCGCGGUUUAUGGGGUGACUCUACGUCGGGUGUCCAUCCCUAACGCCAUUAGCCCCAGUGAGACGAAUCAAUGCUGCGCUUUUGUCCACUACCGAACCAGCAAACUGCGGCGACUGAAGGCCGCUAACCUGGGACUGCUCGUGAAUCACCUCCUCGAUCCUGGCUGCCAGGAACAGGACUACAGCAGGAUCUUCCUCUCCACAUACAGGACCUUCACCAGCACCACAGACCUCAUAGAGAUGCUCUUCCAAAGAGACAGCGCUCUCUCCGAUCUGGACAACAGUGAAAACUACAGGAGCCCUCUGUUGGCCUUUGUCCAGACAUGGUUGGAUGAGUACAGCGAGGACUUCAGAGAUCCUCCCCUGCACUCGGCGCUCAGGCUGCUGCUGGAUCACCUGAGGAUCAGCUCUGCAGUGCACGACAACAUGCGCAGCCAACCCAACUACUGCUCGCUGGCUGGGCAAGCUGAAACACUGCUCAGGAGGGUCCAGAAAGAAGCUGAGACAAGUGUCAGUUCUAAACAGGCAGCUCUGGAGCAAGAUGAGGACGGUUCAGGUGAUGAAGAUUCAGGAUAUGAAAACUCUCUGGAUCAAGGUAACAUCAUGGAUUUCUCAGUCGAAGCCAUCGCUGAGCAGCUCGCCCGUAUGGACUCGGCUCUGUUUGUCAAAGUGGUGCCGUACCAGUGUCUGGGCUGCGUGUGGUCCCAAAGAGACAAGAAGGAAAACAUGUCUCCCACCAUCCGCGCUACCAUCUCACAGUUCAACGCCAUUACCAACCAUGUCAUCAUGUCACUGCUGUGCCGGCCUACGGACGCCACCUCCAGUCCCACGUCCUCCCGCCGGUCUCCCACUACGCCGGCGCAAAGGGCCCGGAUCAUAGAGAAGUGGAUCAGAGUAGCACAGGUUUGUCGUCUGUUGAAGAACUUCUCCUCUCUGAGGGCGAUCCUGUCCGCCCUUCAGUCUAAUGCGGUUUACAGGCUGAGAAAGACCUGGGCUGCUGUUAGCAGGGAGAGCAAUGCCACGUUUGAUAACCUCUGGGAAACCUUUCCUGAUGAGAACUGUGUUCUAACCAACAGAGAGCUCCUGGUGGAGGACGGUGGCCAAGCAACCGUGGAUAACAUUUCUCCAAAGAUAUCCAAGCGGUAUCCAGUACCCAGACAGAUGAGCACCUCCAGUGGAGUGGUUCCUUACCUGGGCACCUACCUGACUGUCCUCACCAUGCUAGACACCGCCCUGCCAGACACUGUGGAGGGUGGGCUCAUAAACUUUGAGAAGAGAAGGAGGGAGUUUGAGGUUCUCUCACAGAUCCGUGUGCUUCAGAUGUCGUGUUCCCAGUACAACCUGCCCCAUCACCCUAGAAUCGCAGCCUGGCUUCAGGGACACAAGCUGCUCACUGAUCAGGAGAGCUAUGAACUGUCGAGACAGCUGGAGCCUCCAGUGGACUUGUGUUCACCAACUCCCUGGAGCCACCGAACACUCACAAAGAAACUCUCUUUUUUCCUGACGGUGAGCGAAGGAUCGAAAAAAGUACCCGCUGACCAGAUCAGCGUUUCAUCUUCUGGAUCCAGUGGAUCUGAGAUGGAAGACAUAUCGUCCCCAAACUCAGCCUGUUCCAUCAGACUGCAGUCCUUUCACAGCUCUUGCAACAACGUGUCCGAGGCCUCCUCUUCCUCCUCGUCCUCCCUCUGCUCCUCGGCUGCUGCCUCCUCUCCAGACUCCCCCUCUCCUUCCAGCUCCUCCGCUGAAUGCCAGACGGACCUCUGCUCUUCAGCCGCUUCCUGCGGUGGCGCUCGGCCGAAACUGUCUUUGGCCUCCGAAGGCGGCCACCACAAACGCUCGGUGUCCAUGACCUCCCUGCCUGUCUAUAACCAUCAAGGGGAAGACUCGUGCAUAGUGAGGGUGAGCGUGGACCUGGGUCAGAACAACGGCAACCUAUAUAAAAGCAUACUGUUGACCAGCCAGGACAAAACUGUGCAGGUGAUUCAGAGGGCGCUGGAGAAGCAUCACCUUGAGCACAUGAACUACCGGGACUUCACCCUGACACAAGUCAUCUCCUUAGAAAGAGAACUGCUCAUACCUGACAAGGCAAACGUCUUCUACGCCAUGUCCACAACAGCAAACUUUGACUUUAUUCUACGUCAGUUCCACAAAGGCCAGAAGAAACCAUUGAGAGCCACGUCUAGUCUAGGACGAUUCACCAAGUAG